AUGGCGUCGGACGUGGUGUCGCUUCUGGCGCCCCUCCGCGGCGAGAGGGAGCUCGAGGAGGCGCUGGCCGAGCGCGCCGCCCGCGGCGCUGAGCGGGCCAAGGCCGAGAGCGCGGGAACGGCGAUGGGCGACGCGUCGGGGUCGACCCUGGCUGCGGAUCUGGUGGGCCCUGGCGGCGAUGGCGGCCGCUCUGCCUCGAGCCUCAGCCGCGAGGGGAACCGCGUCGUCGCCACUGCAGCCCGCGCCGCGGCGGGAGGCGAGCGCCGCGGAGGCAGCGGCGGAGUCGCCAAGAAGAAGGACAAUUUCGAGGCCGUCACGGCCAACGGGUCUGGAUGGGCCCCGCCCACCCAGCUCCGGCAGGAGGAGCCGGCCGGCGCUGGGCUCGCGGAGAGUCACCGCGCAGACGCGUGGCUCAUCCAGGAGACGCACCUCCACGCGCGCGACAUCAGCGUGCAGGAGGCGUGGUGCAGGCGCGCGGGGGUGAAGGCUGUCCUGGCGCCUGGCGCAGCUGGCAGCGGCGACGCUAUCUACCUCGCCAACGACACGGUGGGGGACGUCUCGCAGCGAGCCCACAUAGAGAUUGGCGACGCGCUGGUCUCCCAGGGCAGGCCGCGGGUCCUCGGCGGCGACUUCAACGCUGCGGCCGACUCCCUCAGGGAUAAGGCGCUGGCGGCCUCGGCGGCCUCCUCCCCAGCCGCGAUGGAGAAGGCCCACCUCAGGGCCAUGCGGCAGGCCGAGGCAAGGCUCUGCUGCGCCUGCCACAUCGACGACCCGCUGGACGUGCAGGUGCACUGCGGGCGCGGCCUCGAACCCGAGGAACGCCGGGUGGCCCCGCCCCCCGACCGCCCGCAGAUCUCGGGCGGCCCCAAAUCGAGAGGGGGGGCGCGGCACCUCCUCGCCGUGGCCGACUACUUGGACGACGCCGCCGCGCAGCGGCACACGUGGCGGCGCGCGCCCGCGCGGGCGGCCAAGUGCCGCGGCGCCCGCUUGGUGGCCGCGCUGGCGGCCGUGGCCGUCGCAACCGCCGACGCCCUGGCGGCGCCGGCAGCCGAAGCCCGACGCGGAGCCGCCGCGCCGGCCGCGGAGCAUAGCCGACGACGCCACGAGCGCUUCAACAAGUGGGUGCUGGAGGCGCUCGAGCACGGCGCAGGUGGGCUCCACGCACGGCGGCGUGGCCCGCGCGGAUGGCAAGAGGACGAGCUGGACUUGCGAGGCGCCCCGAGAGCGGGCCAGCGCGAGGCGGGCGCCAUCGACGAGCACUGGGUGACCGAGGUCUGCAGCACGGCCGACGGCUCGGACGGGCGGCAGGAAUCCGAGCGGCAGUCGAACUCGGAGGCGCUGCCCAGGCCGACCGCAGACGAGUGGCUGGACGCCGCAGAGUCUUUCGCGAAGCGCACGGGCAUGGGCAUCGACCGCGCAUCGCCCCGCGCCCUCGCCCAGGUGUCCGCGGCCACAGCCGAUCUCUUCGCGGACGUCGGCAUGGCAGCCGAGGAGUUCAGCGCCUGCAGCAGCGGCGAACUGAAGUCCGAGAUGCACAUCUUCUACGACGACGCGACCGUAGCAUGCCAUGGGCGCACCCCGCGGGCGAUGGCGAAGCACCUGGUCGAGGCGGGAUUCGCGGCGGCAAUGGGCCUGGCUUUGUGA
Molecule: messenger RNA, 1644 nt
Organism: Prorocentrum cordatum
Lineage: Eukaryota; Dinophyceae; Prorocentrales; Prorocentraceae
Source: the annotation of a GenBank genome assembly